Messenger RNA from Dichomitus squalens LYAD-421 SS1, 1314 nucleotides. RefSeq lists its product as uncharacterized. Gene Ontology annotation, cellular component: nucleus. Gene Ontology annotation, biological process: regulation of transcription by RNA polymerase II. NCBI's taxonomy places the organism in Eukaryota, Fungi, Basidiomycota, Agaricomycetes, Polyporales, Polyporaceae. The transcript has 2 exons. The record is from RefSeq and is a predicted model, not a curated record. The coding region runs from base 1 to 1314 and encodes 437 amino acids.
AUGCCUAGCGAGCUCGUUGACAGUCCCCUCACGGACGUUGCCCUAGGCAGGCCCACUGCUAUCCCUAGCGCAACUCGUGGCGCACUUCAGCAGAUCGUCAAGCAACAAACCUCGAGCUCCAGUCGCGGAUUCGGGUCCUUCUCGGACUCGCUUGGCCUUCCCGUCGACGACACAGGUCACGAAUUCCUCGUGCAACUUGAUAUGUGGAUCCCAACUAUUCCUAUUACCAGCGAAUCGCAGAAGUCCGAGAUGGCUGACUCCGCGCAUUUCGACGUCAGCGGAGCCCCGUCGGCGGAGUACGACUCGGGUCGUUCUUCUACGAACCUCCUAACGCCCCUUUCCCAUGCGCCAGUAGACUUCGAGCUCGAGAGCAUUGAGAGCACCCUCUCCGAGUUCAAGGACGCGCCGUACAUCGUUGAGAAUACGUACGCAGCGUCGGCGAGUCCGAGCGAGGUGUCGCGGGGCCUGGAGACAAUUGGUGCGCAUCUCGUCAUAGAUGGCCCCCCUUCGUUCGUCCCCAUCUCUUCGUGGGCGCAACCCGGCUCCGGGCAGCUGCCGUGGCAGUACUGCCGUCCUACCGCUGCAGAUGUCCGGGGCCACUCCUCAGCACUCUACUAUCCUGUGGGCAGUAUCGCGUAUCCUUGCGUUGGGGCCGAACCCGCGAUGGACAACAGCUGGGGCGCGUCACAGGCGUAUUUACGUACUCAGUCGCCUCACGGAGUGCUUUCGGAGGGGAGAGGGGCUCGAUACUACUGCCCUACCGUGGCCAUCGACCCGACGCUACUUGUACCGGGAGCUGCGUAUCGCUUCGCGGGACGACCUCCCCUCAACGACCAGGAGCAACCGCAGGAGCAACAUAUUGAUGUUGCUCCAGCAGGUGCUAUUGGUCCGGAAAGCGACAUGCAGGCGUCAUGCGAAUAUCACUACCUUGAGUCUUUUCCAGAGUCGCCGUCAUCUCCGACCACGAGCGACGCCAGUCAUUACCCUCACCCUGACCCUAGCGAAACAACAAAGCACGUUGACAAGCCUCGCGAUACUGCUUCUAAUACGCCUGCCAAAACGAAGGGACCACGGAGGCAAUCAACAGAGAAGGUCUUCCCCUGUCAUUGGCCGGGUUGCACUAAGUCGUUUGCUCGUUCUAACAACCUCAAGGUUCACCGCGAUGGCGUCCAUCUUCAGAAGCGCGACAAGGUCUGCCCUUUCAAUGGAUGCAUCAAGGCAAAGUCAGGCUUCAGCCGCAAGUACGACCUGGAAUUACACAUCAAGAAGCGCCACUCUAGCGGGAGCAUGAAGACGAAAAAGACGCAUUCUUGA